AUGCAGGCUCGAGGCAGCGCGAAAAAGACGGCUACGGGCAACACCUUCCUCCUCACCCUUCUGCGCAAUGGCUUCCUGGCCACCAACACGCUCUACCUCCUGGUCCGAUUCUGGCUCUUCCGGUCCUCUGUCACCAAGCGCGUCAUCUUUGGCUAUGCCGCAUCGGAGGCGAUCGCAGUAGCGCUGUGGUUGACGCUGCAGAGCAUGGCUCGCCAGGGCAACGAUCUCCAGCAGAGCGGGCUGACGCAGUACAUGUUCGACAUCAUCUACGUCACCUGGUUCGUCCAGAUCGCUUCGUUGGUGUGGGGCAACUUCUGGUAUCUUUACCUCAUCAUCCCUGGAUACGCAGCGUUUAUCAUCUACAAGAACAUCCUCCUGCCUUAUCUCUUUCGCGGUCAGAGUCCAUUCGCUUCGCUGCAGGGGUUGCUCGGGCGGGGCGGCGGUGCUCAGGGAGCCAAUCAGGCCGCUCCGCAACAGCCGGGAGAGCCCGUCUCGAAGCGUCAGGCAAAGCUGCAGGCCAGGGCGGCCAAGGGGGACCCGAGGGUGCAGAUGCGAAAGCGCUAA
Messenger RNA from Kalmanozyma brasiliensis GHG001, 564 nucleotides. RefSeq lists its product as uncharacterized. Gene Ontology annotation, biological process: vacuolar protein processing. The transcript is spliced from 2 exons. Gene Ontology annotation, cellular component: intracellular membrane-bounded organelle. Lineage: Eukaryota; Fungi; Basidiomycota; Ustilaginomycetes; Ustilaginales. Bases 1 to 564 code for a protein of 187 amino acids. The record is from RefSeq and is a predicted model, not a curated record.